GUAAACGGCCAGUAGCCAAUGUUCUUGCGGAACUCUCCCCCCUAUACUAAGAGCGCCAAUCCCCAACCUCUCCGCAUCAAACCAAUGGUCUCGCCCAUUCGACCCCGGUUCAGAACCCUCCGGUUCACAGCUCCCAGAAGCAAGAACUCCCUCAUCCUUCCGGUCCACGUGGCCGACCGCUCCUUCUCAGCCGAACCCAUCCGGUCUGGUCCACCACCUUCGCCCUACGAGGCCAACGCUCGCUUGAAGACCCUGGUCAAAUGCGACCGUCUUCGCGAUGCUCGUCGCCUGUUCGACGAAAUGCCUCACCGGGACGAGAUCUCCUGGACCACCCUCAUCUCUGGCUACGUCCGCGCCGCCGACUCCUUGGAGGCCCUCUGUCUCUUCUCCCGCUCGCUCUCCGACCCGUCCCUCUACCCCGACCCCUUCGUCCUCAGCCUUGCCUUCAAGGCCUGCGCAUCCGACUCCACCCUCCGGCCCCACGGAGAAUGCCUCCACGCCCGCGUCCUCAAGACCGGCGUCCACCCGUCCUCCGUCUUCGUCGCCACCGCCCUCCUCGACAUGUACUCCAAGUCCGGCUACCCCGCCCGCGCCCUCCAGGUGUUCGACGAAACGCCCCACCCCAACGCCGUCUCCUGGACCGGCGCCGUCGCCACCCUCGUCCGCGCGGCCCGCCCCCGAGACGCUCUUCUCCGCUUCGCCUCUAUGCUGGCUGCUGGCGUGGCCUGCGACUCCCACACCUACGCCAUCGCCCUCAAGGCCUGCGCUGACGCCGCCAUCCUCCCCCGGGGUCGCGAGAUCCAUGCCCGUACUCUCCGCCUCGGCCUCGACGCUACCCCCUUCGUCGCCAACACCCUCGGCUCCCUCUAUCUCCGCUGCGGUCACCUCCGCCGCGGGCUCAUCGUCCUCAACCGGCUCCGCUCCCGAGACGUCGCCGCGUGGACCACCAUCAUCUCCACCCACGUCCACUUGGGCCGCGAGACGGACGCCAUCGACGCCUUCAUUAAAAUGCGAGCGCACCCAUCAGACGGCUCAAACGCCAACGAGUACACCUACGCCGCUGUACUAUCCGCUUGCGCGGGGCUCGUGAGACUCACGUGGGGGGAGCAGCUACACGGUCACGUGAUCCGGCGGGGUUUCGCCGGGUCUAAAUCCGUAGCCAAUGCGCUCGUGACCCUCUACGCCCGGACCGGCCGGCUCGACUCCGCCGAUAUCUUAUUUCGCGAGACACCAGUCAAGGACAUCGUAUCUUGGUCCGCCAUCAUCUGCGGACAUGCCGAAGAGAGCCACGUGGAGAAAUCCUUCUUCCUUUUCUCCGAGAUGCGGGUUACUGGACCGGCGCCGAACGAGUUCACGCUCUCGAGCCUCUUGAGCGCGUGCGCCGGGGCGGCGAUGGUGGACGCCGGGCGGCAAAUCCACGCGCAUGCGAUCGCCGGGGGUUUGGAGGCGGAUGCGAUGGUGACGAGCGCGCUGAUAACAAUGUACUCGAAAAGUGGGAGCAUUGAGGAGGCGGAGAGGGUGUUCGCCGGACGGCGGCGCGACGAGGUGGUGUCGUGGACGGCGAUGAUCAACGGGUACGCGGAGCACGGCCGGUGCCGGGAUGCCGUCGAGUUGUUCGACGAAAUGCCCGUGGCCGGCCUGAGGCCGGAUGGAGUGGCAUUCAUUGGGGUCCUCACGGCGUGCUGCCACGGGGGAAUGGUGGAUCGAGGAUUGAGGUAUUUUGAGAAGAUGGGGGAGUUUGGGGUGGAGAAGGGACGGGAGCACUACGGGUGCGUGGUGGAUAUGUUGGUCAGGGCGGGGAGGGUGGCGGAGGCGGAGGGGUUGGCAGCUGGGAUGCCGGUGGGGACGGCGGAUGGGGUGGUGUGGACGGCGGUGAUGAGGGGGUGGGCGGUGAGGGGGGACGAGGAGGCGGGGAGGAGGGCGGCGGCAAGGGUAAUGGAGCUGGAGCCGGAGGGGGCGGCGGGGGCUCACGUGGCGCUGGCGAAUCUGUACGCAAGGAAGGGGCGGUGGGGAGAGGCAGCGGAGGAGCGGAGGCGGAUGAGGGAGAAGGGGGUGAGGAAGGGGGCCGGGUGGUCGUGGGUCGCCGUCGGUGGCGGUGAGGGCGCGGUGGUGUUCGUCGCUGGCGAUCGUUCGCAUGCGAGAAGGGAGAAUAUCUAUGGGGUCUUGGCGUUGGUGUACUACGAGGCGAGGAGGGCGGGGUCCGUCCCGGAGAUGGGCUUCGAGACCGAAAUGGAGUAGGAGGAUGGAGUGUGGACGGAUGCGAUCAGUUUUUUCCUGGGGGGAGUGGACGGUAGCGAUUUGGAAACUUGCAGAGGAACACCGGAUCUCCCUGUGGCAACAUGGCUCGUAACGGGGAUACAUGGAGACUUAAAACGGGAAGCUAGCCUUAAAUUAUCGUAAACAAUUUUGGUUCGGUGGGAGACCUAAGCUUCAGACUGACAGGAGGAUAUGAUGUGAGGAAGCAGCAUAAGUGGUGGAGCAACAUAGCAUUAUGACAAGUCAACUGAUUUGAUGGUGAUUUGAGCAAAGAAUAUAAUGACUAUAUUCAACGGAUUACUUAACAUGUCUACUAUUAUUUAUGUUUUUUAAUUGAUUUGGAUGGUUCUCUUCAUUUAUUAUUUUGAGUUAAUGAAAAAUGUAUUCGACAUCUUCUUUAAAUUCUCUU
Elaeis guineensis (African oil palm) is the source of this 2665-nucleotide messenger RNA. Its product is annotated as putative pentatricopeptide repeat-containing protein At3g47840. Gene Ontology annotation, biological process: RNA modification. Lineage: Eukaryota; Viridiplantae; Streptophyta; Magnoliopsida; Arecales; Arecaceae. The record is from RefSeq and is a predicted model, not a curated record. Gene Ontology annotation, molecular function: RNA binding; protein binding.